AUGUCGCUCGGCAAAAAUUUUAAGUCACUCCCCAACGACAAGAAGAAGGCCAUCACCCUUCAUCUUGUCAUUCAACACGCCCAGGAGCCGAACAUCCAGCGAUCGCCAAAGAGCUCGGAGAGCCUGGUUCUACCACGCAAUCGCAGUCGCUACCUAGCUAUCAAGAAGGAGUGGCAGAAAGCAUACGAAGACAUCUGCAACGAUGCUGGCUUAGCUGUCGGCGCCAAUAGCGACACUGCUGAAGCUGCCCCGGCCACUCCGAAGAAGCGAAAGGCUAAUGGCACUGACAAGGCAAAGACUCCAGCCAAGAAGAAGUCAAAGGCGGCAGAGGGUGACGAGUCGAAGGUCAAAGAAGAGCCAAAGGAUGAUGAUGGCGACGGCGACAACGACGUCAAGGACGAGGUCGAUGAUGAAUCCGUUUCCGCCUGA
Molecule: messenger RNA, 429 nt
Organism: Cyphellophora attinorum
Lineage: Eukaryota; Fungi; Ascomycota; Eurotiomycetes; Chaetothyriales; Cyphellophoraceae
Exons: 2
Coding region: 1-429 (142 amino acids)
Source: RefSeq, a predicted model, not a curated record